UUCCCGUAACGAUAAUGGCUAUUUCUCAUGAAUAUCACAUGAGGAUGUAAUUAAUCCAACCAAAGUGUUCAAAUUUGUCGAUAAAAAGCGGUGCGUGUAAUUGACGCAGAAAACCUGGAGGAUGAACACGAUAACUCUACGUGCCGAAUUGAUUCUCGUUUUCUCUUUUCUUUUGUGCUUGCAAGGCGUCCAAUGCGUGUCCAAAUCAAAUGAAUGCAUCUACAGGGGGACCGUCUACGGGGCGGAGACUGGUUCAAUCAUAUGGAGAUGUGGACUUGAAGAUGUUGUCUACAGAACCACUGUCAAUUGCUCUAUAGGAAAAGUUCAUCAUUGUUCACUCAUUAGGCAGCGCUUUACCAAGCCAUCAGAAUGCCAAGGAGUGAUUCAUCGAGGAAACUGGAUUUACAAGAAAUCCGAAAAUAAGUGCGCUAGAGAACCCGGUCCGUUUAGUGAAGAAAAGGAAUGUCAAAAGUGUGUGACAGUUUACGAGAGAAGUCCUUGCAAUUGCACAAUUGAUAAGGGACAAAAGGUCGACAUCUCUUGUCCCAAAUGGAAGCCGUUGCUGUCGCAGUACAAUUUCACUUACAAUGCCAAAAUACAUGCCACACAAUACCGACGCGAUUUGCUCGGCUGGUGCGGCAGCAAAGAAACGCACGAUGAAAUAAAGGGCGCCUUGAGGGAUCAAAUAGAUAGCUGCAAGCAUACCUCAUGUCAACUCCAAACCGUGGAGACUAUCUACCAGAUGAUAGAGAACAUAACGUCUCAACCAAACGGGGACCAGUUGGCUCCCAUAGCGCAACAAGUGCAGUUUGUGGGUGACGCCGUGGGACUCUUAAGGAGAAAGGACGCACUGGACUAUGACGUCAUCAUUCCCCUAGCAACAUCUCUCCUGCGUUCCAGUGACAACAUUGUGAACACGUUGCAUCAAAACUUCAGUGAGAGGAACGAUUUGUCCCACAAGCUCAUUGGUCACCUCGAACACGUGACACCUUUAAUGGUCAAGGCCCUCGAGAAUAGCGAAAAGCAGUUCACAUUCACAUCCCGAAACAUCGGAAUGGCUGUCACCUCCACAAACUUCACCCCAUCACAUACCUCCAAAGUUGAGGUUUUCGAUGCAAACGGGGGUCGUACGGCAAAGCUGACGCUAUAUGGACCUGGCAAAAGUCAAAAUAGGACUUGCUCGGGAGGUUGUAGUGGCGGGGUUGGUAUUGUGGUCUUGAAGAAUGUCAGUCAUCUGUACCCUAUUGACGUUGAUCCCGAAUUUUUGGAUCGUGUAACAAGUAAGGAUGAGCCUGCGGUACGUCUGGUCUCCUCUGUGCUCUCAGCGGUCGCGGUGAUGGGCGGCAGAUCAAUACACCAUGUUAAUGGCACCUUCGCGUUAAGCACCGAUAACAUUAACAAAGAAUCUACCUACUGUGUGUAUUGGGACAAGAAAAUUGCCUCUCCCAAUCACGGGGCGUGGUCGAGUGAGGGUCUAAAGUUAAUCCUCAACAAGCAGAACAUUACAGAGUGUUGGACAAGUCAUCUCACGAACUUUGCCGUACUUGUGCAGACUGUCCAUUUAGAGAUCCCGGCCAUCCACGCCCUGGCCCUUGAGAUGAUAACCUACAUCGGUUGUACAAUAGGGCUUAUAUGCCUUUUUGUGUCUGUUCUUAUAUUUUCCUUGCUAUUCAGGAGUCUGUCGGGAUUACGUCAUCGUAUCCACUUGAAUAUCUGUGUUGUGCUCGCCGUGGCCCAAAUCGUGUUUUUGGCGGGAAUCAACGCUACGGAUAAUAAGGCUGGCUGCACCAUAGUAGCGGUGCUACUGCAUUACUUCUACACAGCGGCAUUCGCGUGGAUGUUCGUAGAGGGGGUGCAUUUGUAUUUCAUGGUGGUUCAUGUCUACAAUACCCAGACGCUUAAGAUUAGGUACUACAUGCUGUUCGGCUGGGGCUUUCCUUUUGUUUUCGUCGGUGUUUCGUUGGCCUCUGGAUUUGAAGGAUAUGGCACUGACCAUGCAUGCUGGAUAUCCAUUGAGACGGGCCUCAUUUGGGCUUUUGUUGUACCAGUUAUCAUCUUUAACUCGAUUAAUAUUGUAAUUCUUGUGAAAGUUUUGUACAUUCUCGUGUCCAUUGAAGAAAGUCCAUUGACUCCAGAGGAAGGCAAGCGAGCGAGGGUGGCUAUUCGUGGAGUCAUCACCCUUAUGCCCUUACUCGGAUUGACCUGGAUGUUUGGCAUCCUGUGUGUCAAUACCGACACCGUAGCAUUCCAGUACCUCUUCGCCAUCCUCAAUACCUUACAGGGUGUGUUCGUCUUUGGAUUCCACUGCGUCGGAAACAGUCAGGUUCGUUCGUCUCUGAAAAAGUACGUCUCCCGCAAAUGGCAAGUCUUCAGCGUGCUGAGAUCGCGCCCUCCUCGUAGUCGCAGCACCGGUCGCACCACGCGCGGGCAAGAGACACUCGGCGAGGUAAAAAAUGGUACGACUGCUGACCUAUAAACGGCAGGCUCAACAGUUUACUCGAUUUAAAUGAUAAAAGUUUAGACGUUAUAAUUUUGUAAAAUUGUAAAUAAUAUGAUUUUGUGUAGAUUAAAGAGGCCAUUUAAACCUUCUCAUGAUAAUGACAGCCAUUUACAACGCCAGCGAAAGUAAUCAUUUGUAUACACCUUUUUCACAAAAGGUUGUCAGUGCAAAUGGCGAUUGGUAAAUGGCUUAUGGGUACGUAUUACUUGUAAAAAAUAAAGUACAGCAAUGUCAGUGCCAAAUAUUGGUAACCUUUAAUGGGUAAUUGUUUUGGUUUAUCCAUAUUCUUCGAGACGCAUGGUUACUUUCGGUCGUAGAACUACCAAUCGCCAUUUGCCAUUUGCACUGACAACCUUUAUUGAAAUAGGUGUAUACUGUAUAGAAGAGAAAGUCUUGUAAAGAGCCUCUCUGGAUUUGGAUAAUUCUUAUCGAUGGAAUUACAACAAUAAAAUGCAAUCUGUAUUCAUCUAUAA
This is a messenger RNA of Nematostella vectensis (starlet sea anemone), 2973 nucleotides long. RefSeq names its product adhesion G protein-coupled receptor L4. Lineage: Eukaryota; Metazoa; Cnidaria; Anthozoa; Actiniaria; Edwardsiidae. Gene Ontology annotation, molecular function: G protein-coupled receptor activity. The coding region runs from base 122 to 2476 and encodes 784 amino acids. Gene Ontology annotation, cellular component: membrane. The record is from RefSeq and is a predicted model, not a curated record. The transcript has 24 exons. Gene Ontology annotation, biological process: adenylate cyclase-activating G protein-coupled receptor signaling pathway; cell surface receptor signaling pathway.